This is a messenger RNA of Eublepharis macularius, 2281 nucleotides long. RefSeq names its product solute carrier family 19 member 1 (gene SLC19A1). Bases 423 to 1871 code for a protein of 482 amino acids. Gene Ontology annotation, cellular component: basolateral plasma membrane; apical plasma membrane; plasma membrane. The record is from RefSeq and is a predicted model, not a curated record. Gene Ontology annotation, molecular function: folic acid binding; folate:monoatomic anion antiporter activity. NCBI's taxonomy places the organism in Eukaryota, Metazoa, Chordata, Lepidosauria, Squamata, Eublepharidae. The transcript is spliced from 7 exons. Gene Ontology annotation, biological process: folate transmembrane transport.
UCCUGUGGGACAGCGGGUGCGUUCAGGGAGAAGCAAAUAUUUAUGCCCCCAGAAAGAACGCCCUGCCUUGCAAAACGCUAGGUAAAGAGACAGCGAGGUGACCGACUGCUUGCUGCCCUCUCCGUAGCGCCUGUGUGCUCGUGGCAAAGGGAGUAAAGGUCGGGCCUCCGUGCAAGGCAGUGUGUGCGCUUUUGACGCGUGGUCGUGCUUUACUUGGCUGACAAAGGUCAAGGAGCAAGUCGCCCAGUAAUUGGAGAAAAUUCUGCUGCAUACAAGGAUUGGACUCACCAACAAAUCAUACUUCUGGAGACCUUAUUUGCUUCAAAGGGAUAGAGAAGCUGAGCCAAAGGCAGCUUCAGCCGUGCAGACUUCACUGGGAAGAACCACUUUGACCUAAAAGUAUUGAGGUGACCCAGCCAGUUAUGUCUGAGACUGAAAACCCAGAAAAUCAGUCCCCUGACCUCCUGCCAGAUCCACGUUGGAAGCUCCUUGUCUUCUACCUUUGCUUCUAUGGCUUCAUGACCCAGAUCAGACCUGGUGAGAGCUUCAUCACUCCUUACCUGUUGGGAACAGAGAAGAAUUUCACCAAAGAAGAGGUAACCAAUGAGAUUACACCUGUGCUGUCCUACUCGUACAUGGCUGUGCUGGUGCCCAUCUUCCUGCUGACAGACUACCUGAGGUACAAGCCAGUGCUAGUGCUGCAGAGCCUGAGCCACAUCUCCAUCUGGCUACUGCUGAUCUUUGGCACCAGCAUCCUCGCCAUGCAGUUCAUGGAGUUCUUCUACGGCAUCACUAUGGCUGCACGUGUUGCGUACUCUUCCUACAUCUUCUCCCUGGUCACCCCUUCACAUUAUCAGCGUAUGGCCAGCUAUUCUCGCUUCUCUGUGCUCAUGGGCGUCUUCACCAGCUCUGUGUUGGGGCAGCUCUGUGUCACAUUUGGAGGCACCACUUUCAUGACCCUGAAUUAUCUCUCUCUUGGGUUUAUGUGCUUUGGAUUGAUCCUGACUCUCUUCCUGGAACGUCCCAAACGCAGCCUCUUCUUCAACAGGAGAGAACCUGUGUGCAACGGCACCACACCCAGUGAGCUGGACAAAAUGAAUGCUGGGAAGCCACCAUGGUACAAAGCACCUAGCUGGCAGAAACUAGUCUUCAUUCGGAUGCUGAAGGAGCUGGGAACCAUUGUACGAUUGCCUCAGCUGAGACUUUGGUCCCUCUGGUGGAUAUUUAACUCUGCUGGCUACUACCUGAUACUGUAUUAUGUCCAGAUUUUAUGGAAUGAAAUUUAUCCCACCAGGGAUAACAGGAAGGUCUACAAUGGAGGUGUAGAAGCUGCUUCUACACUCCUCGGUGCUAUCACCUCUUUCGCUGCUGGCUAUGUGAAAAUCCGCUGGACACUCUGGUCGGAGCUAGUGAUUUGCCUUGUGACAGCAUUCCAGGCAGGCCUGCUUUUGCUGAUGAACACAACAGCCAACAUCUGGCUCUGCUAUGUGGCCUAUAUCUUUUUCAGGGGCUCAUAUCAGUUUCUUGUGCCUAUAGCCAUUUUCCAGAUUGCAGCUUCGCUGUCCAAAGAACUUUGCGCCCUGGUAUUUGGCAUCAACACCUUCCUUGCCACAGUUCUCAAGACUAUCAUUACCAUUAUCAUAACAGAUAAAAGAGGCCUGGCUCUCUCAGUCCAUCCUCAGUUCUACGUUUAUUUUGGGUACUUCACACUCUUGGCUGUGGUGUAUCUUGCAGCAUCUGUGUGUGUGGCUGUGAGACACAACUCAUGCAGGAAACCUCAGGAGGCAGCAACAGCCAAGGAACUCUGCAGCCCAGUUAACGAAGUCCCAAGCGAAGAAAAAAACACAGAGCUGGCUACCUCUGAAGCCUGAGAACUACAGUAAGUGGGGGAGAGAGCUUUGCCUGCCCGCUCCCACUUGGUAUGUAUCCAGUGAAAGGCUCCUGUGACUCCAGAGUCAAUCCAGCAUCAAUUUUGGAUUAUCCAAUCGCCACAGGGGCCAAGCUUUGACAUGGGACUUGGUGUAUGGAACUGACAGACUAUGAAUUCCCCAUUCUCUUUGGAUUUCAUUUCACUUAUGCACUCAUUGUCACCAGAGGCAAGCUGUAAGGAAGGAAGGCAGCAUUUGCCAGUACUUAUAGCUGGCCACAGGACAACUGUGUAAGAAUGUAAUUUUAAAUGCAGAUGUUUCCCAACCUGGCCUAUGGAUAAGUCAAGAGAGAAAAUGGAUACAGGUACUUUUUUAAAAAGAAAAGAAAGCAAUUAAACUUUUUAUAAAUUUUA